AUGGCGCUGCCACGCAUUCCCCUCACGAUCGGACUAUUUGGCUGCGGCACAGUCGGCGGUGGCGUCUUCGACUUGCUGCACAACCCCGUGCGUCGUCAAGCGCUCGAGCGCCUCGGCGUCAACGCGCGCGUGGCCAAGAUCUGCGUGCAGGACGUGCACAAAGACCGGCAGCUCGCGCACUGGUCGCCGACCGAGACCUCGUUCACGAGCAACUCCCGCGACAUUCUCGACGACGGCAGCAUCAACUGCGUCGUCGAGCUCAUGGGCGGCGUCGACGCGGCCAAAGACGUAGUGUUCGAGGCGAUCCGAGCCGGGAAGCACGUGGUCACGGCCAAUAAGGCGCUUGUCGCGUCGUUUCUGCCCGAGAUCGAGCAGCUCUUGCGCGCGCAUCCCGACGUGCGCUUCAGCUACGAAGCGGCCGUGGCCGGCGGCAUCCCCAUCAUCCACACGCUCCAGCGCGCCUACAGCAGCGACACGAUCACGGAAGUCGCCGGCAUCCUGAACGGCACGACCAACUACAUGCUCUCCAAGAUGGAGGCGCACGGCGUCGCCUACGACGACGUGCUGCAAGAAGCGCAAGCGUUGGGGUUCGCCGAAGCGAACCCGAGCGCCGACGUCGACGGGUUCGACGUCCAGAGCAAAAUCGCCAUUUUGACCAAAUUAGCGUUCGGCGGUGUCGUGGCACCGGCUGCGAUCCCGACUACAGGCAUCUCGCGGCUCGCGGCGGUGGACUUUAAGUACGCCAAGAUGAUGGACAGCACGAUCAAGUUGCUCGGGGUCGCGAAACUGGUCGGACCAGCGGCGGACAGCGCCGAGCGCACGGGCACACCGCCUGCGGUGGCGGUUUUUGUGUCGCCCGUGGUGGUCCACCGGAGCAACGUCAUUGCCAGCAUCAGCGGCGCAACGAACCUGGUGAACGUGCGCUCGCAGAAUCUCGAGAGCGCCGCGUACGUCGGGCCCGGCGCCGGCCGCUUCCCCACGGCGAACUCGGUCCUGAACGACAUUGUGCAGCUCGCGCGGGGCGACGCGCCGAGUGAGCCGUUUAUGCCGUCGAAGCCGCUGACGCUCGAGUCCGACUACGAAGCGCAGUUUUACGUGCGCGUGACGAUCACGGACGGACUGGGCAUUAUCCGGCACGUGGGGCAGACGGCCGAAGAGAGCGGCGUGUCGGUGUACUCGAUUUUGCAGGCGCCGAUCGUGGACCGCGCGCGCGUGCAGUUUGUCGUGACGACAGAGAUGUCGCCGCUGUCAAAAGUGCGCGCCAUGUGCCAGAAGAUUGCGGCCCUACCGUUUGUGCAGGAAGAGCCGCUGUUUCUGCCGAUUAUGUAA
Hyaloperonospora brassicae is the source of this 1329-nucleotide messenger RNA. The record is from the annotation of a GenBank genome assembly. NCBI's taxonomy places the organism in Eukaryota, Oomycota, Peronosporomycetes, Peronosporales, Peronosporaceae.